Messenger RNA from Amyelois transitella, 1886 nucleotides. Its product is annotated as nucleolar protein 11. Gene Ontology annotation, biological process: maturation of SSU-rRNA. Gene Ontology annotation, molecular function: RNA binding. Gene Ontology annotation, cellular component: nucleolus; nucleus. The transcript has 4 exons. Lineage: Eukaryota; Metazoa; Arthropoda; Insecta; Lepidoptera; Pyralidae. The record is from RefSeq and is a predicted model, not a curated record. Bases 124 to 1848 code for a protein of 574 amino acids.
UGUCAUUGUCAACAAAUGUAAGUAACACCUACCUACCACAUGUUGAUGUUGAGUUAAUUACGAAUAAAUAUUGAUAAUAGUUAAAAUUUUUCACAUGCCCAUUUUUUCGAAUUCGAAUAAAUUAUGGCUAAAUUACACAAUUACUACGUGUUGUGCCCCUUGAUAGAUCAGAAAAGUUUUCUCGGGGUAUCAAAAGAUAAAGAAAGCGAGUUUGUUAUAGUUACACUGGCACGCAAUGUUGUAAAUAAAUAUAGGCUUUCAGAUCAGAAGCAAGUUGGUGGAUGGACAUCGAAGGAGCACAUUACUGCGCCGGUCAUUUACGAUAUCGACCAAGACAAUUAUGUCGGCGUUUUUAAUAAUAACACCAUUAAACUUUGGAACAAAGACUCACAAAAUUUAGACAAAAUUAAAAAAUUUAAGUUUCCACUGAACAUUCUGAAAAUCACACCACGAGAAUCACAAACUCCACUUAUUAUAUUUUGCAAUGGGAACUGCGCAUCUUUACCAUAUGCUAUAGAAAAUCGCAAAACUUAUGAAGGCAAAUCAUUGCUGAAAGAUGGUGAAGAAGUCAUUGAUUCUGGUUGCUAUUCACUGGGCAGAACAGACCACAUCUGUUACCUCGUUAAGGAAGGUGCUGAUAACUAUGAAAUUGUCAGCUGCCCUAUUCGGGAUGAGCUGGGAGAUUUGGACAAGUCCAAACUUAGCCGGGUGAAGGUGGCCCGAGCUAAUGUUUGUGUGGUGGGAGGAUUAGUCAGCACAUCUGAGAAACCUUCUGUGUUCUUCUUAUGGUCAGACUCCAAACUAGCUGUAUAUGACUUAAUCAAGAAAUCAUGGAAAACUGUUGGAGCAGUGCCAUGGGUGUCGACAGUGAGCGCCGUUUCCCUCGCAUGGAUGGGUAAACAUCAUCUCAUCUUAUUUGGCAACAACUCUGAGCAGGACGGAGCGGUCAUUGUAGUGUACAAUACUAUGCUGGGCAUCGGGUCAUGUAGGUAUCCCAUGAAGAUGUACUCUGAAGGUGCAAGACUAUACUGCAUGAACGGGCGCAUCGUUCUCGAAGCUUCCAAUCACAUCGGCAUGUUGCCUUAUGUAUUAGAAACAAAAAGAAACUUGUCAAACCUGUUAGGGUCUCAUGAGAUCGUAAGAGAUGAACAAAUGGAGAUAGCAGAAUGGGACUCACCAGCACCAAACAUAGAGAGCUGCAAGGAAAUAAAAGAACUUGUAAGUCCGGGCAUCGCAGAGAGAGCUAUCUGCUCUCAUGUAAUUCCUAAGUUGUUGGAGAACAAAAACAAACUGAGCAGCAUAUUGUAUAUUUUAAAAUCAAUCAGGGAUGUUCCUGAAUCUGUUUUGGUAAUGCUACUCCACUAUGGCAUAAAGCAGAUGAAUCCUGAAGAAUUGGAUGUGACAGAUGAGAAAGCUUGUGCUGAAUUUUUCGUCAUUCGGACAAAACAGAAGCAUUUUUUGAAUCAGAUAUUGAAAUUAGAUUUUAGUGAUGCUCUUCUCAUUCCAUACCUCAGAGAAGGUUUGUCACUGAACAGUACACUGUUCCUGUUGAGUUAUAUAACCUGCUUGUUAAGUAAUCGUGAUGAUCACCUGUCCGUAGAAUAUGAGAGCAGAUUGUGUGAUUGGUGCAAUUUGAUCAUGGAUGCAUUCUAUCAACACUUUCUAAUGACGAAAGAUGAAAAAGUGGCACGGGUAUUAGAAAAUACAAUGAGAGUUUGCCAACACUCUGUAGAGCAGCUGUUGGCCAUCGACGAGUUACUGCCUAUAUUACACAAAGUAGUUUCUGGCAAUAUAAUGGAAGAACAAGAGGAAAAGUUGUCUUACGCUAUUGAAAUUAUGCAAAUAUAAAGUUUGAGUAAAAAUGGAUUUUGUUAGCAUGCACCUUA